Sitophilus oryzae (rice weevil) is the source of this 1748-nucleotide messenger RNA. Its product is annotated as facilitated trehalose transporter Tret1-like. The record is from RefSeq and is a predicted model, not a curated record. The transcript is spliced from 4 exons. Bases 185 to 1603 code for a protein of 472 amino acids. Gene Ontology annotation, cellular component: membrane. Gene Ontology annotation, biological process: transmembrane transport. NCBI's taxonomy places the organism in Eukaryota, Metazoa, Arthropoda, Insecta, Coleoptera, Curculionidae. Gene Ontology annotation, molecular function: transmembrane transporter activity.
UAGGCUUCACAUUGUUAAUGCAAUGUUUAUCUUAAACAAUUAUUAUUAUAACCUAUUAAUUUUAUGUAAUACAUUCUAUUCAUUAGUCUAAGCUAUUACAACACAGUAUUUUUUUUUGAUAUUUCUGAUUUUUUUUGUUAAUAAUUUUUAUGUGCCAAAGAUUCUGGUUGGGAAAAAACUUGCAAUGACCGCUGAAUUAAAAAAUGAAAGCCACACAAAUAUUUCCGCAAAUGGUUUAUCAAAGGUUGAUAAUGGAAAGAGGUGGCCGCAAAUCUUAGCAAUAUUAACAGUGUCCCUCGGAUCAUUUACAAAUGGAGUACUAUUUGUUUGGAGUUCUCCGUUUACAUUAGUCAUAACCAAAGACAAAGAAAACUACAGCAUUACGGAAAGUGAAGCAUCUUAUUUUAAUGUGAUGCAACCUGUUGGUAUGUUAACAGCCAGUCUGUUUUUCUUCAAGAUAGCAGAAUUUUUAGGAAGAAAGAAGGCCGUUAUGAGUUUAGCAUUGCCGCAUCUCAUUUCUUGGAUUAUUACCAUAUUUGCAAGAAGUAAAUGGGAAUUUUACGCUGCCAGAAUAAUGGCAGGGAUAGCUGAUGCUUGUAUGUUCUGCUCCGUUCCUCCUUAUGUAGGAGAAAUUUGUACUCCCGAAGUUAGAGGAUUUUGGGGUAAUGUUCCAACAUUUAUCCUCUACGUAGGUCAAGUUUGUAUCACAAUUUUAGGCAGCUAUCUGAGUGUUCAAACUACUGCAUAUAUUUGUAUGACGGUCCCUAUUAUAUUUGUGGUACUGGUAUCGAUUUUACCAGAAUCACCUUACCAGUUGAUAAAGGAUGGCAAAUAUGAUGAAGCUAAGAGUAGUAUAAUGUGGCUCCAGAGAAAGGAAAAUGUAGAACAUGAAUUUGUUGCUAUGAAAUUUGAUGUCGAGAGACAAACAUCUGAAAGUGCGAGAUGGAGAGAUCUGAUAUUUAUUGAGAGCAACAGGAAAGCUUUGCGGGCGGGUACCUUUUUACGAUUUUCUCAACAACUUAGCGGAGUGGCUGUAUUUGCAUCAUAUACUCAACCUAUUUUUGAAAAAGCCGGAGGAAGUAUUAGUCCUCAAAUAUCUUCUAUGAUAUUCCUUGGAUUAAUUGCGGUUUUGAAUUUGUUUUGUAGUUUUGGUGUUGAUAGAUUUGGCCGAAGGCUUUCAUAUUUUUACUCGAUACUUAUCUGUGGGUUUAUCUUACUUGGUAUGAGCCUUUAUUUUAUAUUUGAUCAAUACCAAUUUAUAGACGUAAGUUCUUUGAGUUGGUUUCCACUGGCGGGGAUGUUAUCAUGGACUGUAUGUUACUCUUUCGGUUUAGGUGUAGUCCCUACGUUAAUGUUGGGAGAACUUUUUUCUGUGAGUAUAAAAUCUAAAGGUCUGUGUAUUUUGAUCGUAUUUUUUGGUUUGUCGGUAUUUCUAACUACAAACUUAUUUCAUCUUUUCACAUCAAAUAUUGGUAUGUUUAGUCCUUAUAUGAUAUACGGUUUAUGUUGUUUAGUAUCAGCAUUUAUAACUCUUAGAUGGGUGCCGGAGACGAAAGGAAAAACGUUAGAAGAAAUUCAGCAAAGUUUGAAAAAGGGCUAUUGACUUUUGUCGUUCUCAUGUACGUGUACGAUUGUACAUAAUUUUAUUAUUGUCUUGUUAUCUUUAUAAUUUGAUUAUUUGGUCUUGAGUAGUCUUGUUUAUACAGGGUGGUCCGAACUGUAUUCCGGAAAUUUCGGCAGCAUAUUCU